Messenger RNA from Chironomus riparius, 631 nucleotides. The record is from the annotation of a GenBank genome assembly. NCBI's taxonomy places the organism in Eukaryota, Metazoa, Arthropoda, Insecta, Diptera, Chironomidae.
UUUAUCAGUCAACAAAGACUAAACAGUUGAAGUUUGAGUACUUUGAAAGUCUCGGAUGAUAAAAUGGCAACGUCAUCGAAUUUAAUUCGAGUUUUUGUUUAUGGAACGUUGAAGAGUGGACAGCCGAAUCACUUUUUAAUGCAAGAUGUUAAGAAUGGAAUGGCAAAAUUCAUAGCAAGAGCUGUGACAACUGAAAAGUUCCCAUUAGUUGUAGCAACAAGAUAUAAUAUUCCAUUCUUAUUAAACAAGCCAGGCACAGGAAAUUACAUCAACGGAGAAAUCUAUGAAGUUGAUCAGCAAAUGUUUGAAGUCCUUGACAAGCUAGAAGACUAUCCAACCUGGUAUGAUCGAGAAAUUCUUGAAAUGUCAACAACUGAUCAGAAAAUCUCCUGUUGGAUCUACAUGCUUAAAAACUAUCCAGAAAAACUCUUGAAGCUUCCUAUGCUGACAAGUUAUGAAUCUUCAGUGGAUAAACCUUAUCUUGAAAGUUAUUAUGAUUACUGUUCGAUGGAGACAAUGAAUGAGGAUUUGAAAAACUUUUGAUGGCUGUUGAUUGAGCUACUUGUGAAAGGCGUUAAAAGUAUUUAAAAUUGGUGCUAUAUGGUAGUUGUUAGAUACUUAAAUUUAUUUU